Messenger RNA from Acanthoscelides obtectus, 324 nucleotides. The record is from the annotation of a GenBank genome assembly. Lineage: Eukaryota; Metazoa; Arthropoda; Insecta; Coleoptera; Chrysomelidae.
AACACAAAACUAGCUACAGCUGAAAUGUAACAGAUCAUCCCAUGUUGCGAAAAAACAUCCCUCUCACGUUACCCCAGAUGAAACAUAUUUUAGGGGAAAGGACGUUUUUAUUCGACAAUGCAAGGGCCCUCCCAGUGACAGAAGUUGCAGUUGAUUGUGCGCUGCUUAGGGCUAACUUGGUAGCAGUUGGCUAUCCAGUGAAGAUGCUGCAUGGGAAGGCAGUCUGGCUGUCGCUAGACAUCCAACUUUGCUUGACUGCUCCGAGGCAUUGGUAAAAAUAAGCGUAGUUUUCGUAAUUAUCUGUUUUUUUUUGAGUAACUGAGC